This is a messenger RNA of Blastomyces dermatitidis ER-3, 372 nucleotides long. RefSeq lists its product as uncharacterized. Lineage: Eukaryota; Fungi; Ascomycota; Eurotiomycetes; Onygenales; Ajellomycetaceae. The record is from RefSeq and is a predicted model, not a curated record. The transcript has a single exon. The coding region runs from base 1 to 372 and encodes 123 amino acids.
AUGAAUAUCUCUUCUAGUCAAUACAAACAACACUCUUCUCUGCUAUCUGAACUGAAAGAUAUGCAGAACCUCUCAGAGAGUUUACUCAAAGUAGUAAGAAAAGCAGCUGAGACUGCUGAACCAGAAUCAAAGCUUCAUACAUGUAUGAGAAUUCUAAACAAGAUUGAGGCCUUGCGUACACAGUGGCAGGCCAAGAUGAAAAUCAAACAACAAUUGACAUUCACUGCAGAUCAAGCAUUCACUAUGAAGAGCUUCACUGACGCAAUCAUCACUAUUAAUAAGAAUAGAGAAAACCAGAUCUUAGGCCUGCAGCAGGAGAUUGAAUGUUUAUGCAGACAGAUGACUAUGCUGAAUCUGAAGAUCUCAUCAUAA